This is a messenger RNA of Marmota flaviventris (yellow-bellied marmot), 960 nucleotides long. RefSeq names its product olfactory receptor 7G2-like. Gene Ontology annotation, cellular component: membrane. NCBI's taxonomy places the organism in Eukaryota, Metazoa, Chordata, Mammalia, Rodentia, Sciuridae. Gene Ontology annotation, molecular function: G protein-coupled receptor activity; olfactory receptor activity. Gene Ontology annotation, biological process: G protein-coupled receptor signaling pathway. The record is from RefSeq and is a predicted model, not a curated record.
UCCAUCAGAGCCAUCAACACCAUGGAACCCAUAAACCACACAGCGGCUUCAGAAUUCCUUCUCCUGGGACUGACAGAGGACCCAGCCCUACAGCCCCUCAUCUUCAGCCUGUUCCUGUCCAUGUACCUGGUCACCAUCCUGGGAAACCUGCUCAUCAUCCUGACUGUCAGCUCUGACCCCCACCUCCACACCCCCAUGUACUUCUUCCUCUGCAGCCUGUCCUGCACUGACAUUGGCUAUACAACAUGCACCAUCCCACAGAUGCUGGUCAACAUCCAAAUGCAGGAUCAGACCAUCACCCACACACGCUGCCUCACCCAGGUUGGCUUUGUCAUAAUUUUUGCACUUGUGGAAAGUUUUCUCCUUGCAGUGAUGGCCUAUGACCGCUAUGUGGCCAUUUGUCACCCCCUGAGGUACGCAGUCAUCAUGAACCCCCGCCUGUGUGUCCUGCUGGUCCUGGUCUCCCUGCUCGUUAGUGUGGCUGACGCCCUCCUCCACACACUGCUCUUGCUGCGGCUGUCCUUCUGCACACACCUGGAGAUGCCCCACUUCUUCUGUGAACUUGCUCAUGUCAUCGAGCUCUCCUGUUCUGACACCCUCACUGAUAACAUCACAGUAUUUGUUGCAGCAUGUAUAUUUGCUGGUGUUCCUCUCUGCGGGAUCAUUUUCUCUUACGUUCACAUUGUGUCCUCUGUCUUGAGAAUGCCUUCAUCAGAAGGAAAGCAUAAAGCCUUUUCCACCUGUGGGUCUCACCUGUGUGUUGUCUCUUUGUUCUAUGGGACAUCUUUUGGGGUGUACAUUAGCUCUGCAGUGACUGAUUCCCCCAAGAAUUCUGCAGUGGCUUCAGUGAUGUAUGCUAUUGUCCCUCAAAUGCUGAACCCCUUUAUCUACAGUCUCAGGAACAGGGACAUGAAGGAGGCCUUGAGGAAACUCUUGGGUAGGACCGGUUCUCUGCUAUGA